Molecule: messenger RNA, 1540 nt
Organism: Malaya genurostris
Lineage: Eukaryota; Metazoa; Arthropoda; Insecta; Diptera; Culicidae
Product: cytochrome P450 4C1-like
Exons: 6
Coding region: 17-1534 (505 amino acids)
Molecular function (GO): heme binding; monooxygenase activity; oxidoreductase activity, acting on paired donors, with incorporation or reduction of molecular oxygen
Source: RefSeq, a predicted model, not a curated record
UGUUUCAGUUUAAACAAUGUUGGUGGAAGCAGUAGCAAUAGGAUUGCUGGUUUAUCAGUUGUUCUUUUACUUUGCUACCAGGAAACAGCUGAAACUAGUGGCUUCCCAUUUCGUCGGACCUAAACCGCACCCUCUGUGGGGUAAUUUAGGAGAAUUUUUCCAAAAGGAUAUUCCAGGACUUUUCGAAACUGUGGUUGGUUUUCACGAACGCUAUGGUCCAGACAUUUUCACUUGGAGUUUGUUCAAUAUGACCAUGAUUAACGUGACCAGCGCGGAGAAUGUGGAGAAGGUGAUAAUGGCAAAACACGCUCAGAAGUCGUUCAUUUAUGAUUUUCUGAAACCUUGGCUAGGCGAAGGCUUACUGAUUUCAAAUGGAGAAAAGUGGUUCCAGCGUAGAAGAAUAAUAACACCAACGUUCCAUUUUAAAGUUCUAGAACAUUUCGUAACGGUGUUUGACAAGGAGACGAAUGUAAUGGUCGAAAAUUUGAAAAAACACGUCGAUGGGAAAGAAUUUGAUAUGUACGAUUACAUAACGUUGAUGGCUUUGGAUAGUAUUUGCGAAACAUCCAUGGGAACUGCAGUGAACGCUCAAAAAGAUCCUACUAACAAGUACGUGCAAAGUGUUAAACGAAUGUCCGUCUUAAUUCUACUGCAAACUGUAAGCAUGUUAUCUGGUUUUCCAUUUUUAUAUUCACUCAUUCAUCCGAAUGGCUGGAAACAGCGAAAAGUCACUAAAGCUCUUCAUCGGUUCACGGAUUCCAUUAUCAAAUCUCGGAGAAAGACAUUGGAAAAUGAAAAGCUUAGACAGAUUGAUUCCAAUCGAGAUGAGGACAAUGUAAAUUCUAAGAAAAAAAUGACGUUUUUGGAUUUACUUUUGAAUGUUCAUGUAGAAGGGAAACCACUUUCAGACUUGGAUAUUCGGGAGGAAGUGGACACUUUUAUGUUUGAGGGACAUGACACAACAACAAGCGGAAUUGCGUUCGUAGUUUAUCAGUUGGCGUUGAAUCAACCAAUUCAGGAGCGCAUAUACGAUGAAAUCGUAUCGAUACUGGGAAAGAAUUCAAAAUCUUACGUGCUUACUUAUCAAGAUCUUCAGGAAUUCCGCUAUUUAGAAGCUGUGAUAAAAGAAUCGAUGCGACUAUUUCCUCCUGUUCCAUUCAUCGGGAGGAAAUUGAUGGAUGAUUUAGAAAUGAACGGAACAACAAUAAAAGCUGGCCAAGAUUUCCUUAUUCCAAUCUAUGUUGUCCAUAGAAACCCGAAGGUAUAUCCCGAUCCAGAGCGUUUCGAUCCUGAUCGGUUCUCCGAAACGGCGGAAUCUAAACGGGGUCCCUACGAUUACAUACCAUUCAGUGCUGGCUCACGGAAUUGUAUUGGUCAACGGUACGCUUUGCUGGAGAUGAAGACAACACUCAUUAAGCUGAUUUCCAAUUACAAAAUUCUUCCCGGCGAAUCACUGGGAAAGUUGCGAGUCAAAACGGACCUAGUACUUCGACCAGACAAAGGAAUCCCGGUGAAAAUCAUUGCAAGAGCGUGAGUUAUU